ACACGGUUAUGUACCUCCCACCAAAACAUGAAAUGUGCCUUUGUUCUGCUGAACCUCCUUGUGACAUAUACAAAUGGGAUGGUAAAAUAUAGUGGCUCCAUUCAGUUUUUGUUCAUAGCGAACAUAAAUGGCAAACAAAUUUCAUCACCCCAUGAAGGGGUAAAAAAAAAAAGCUGUUUUGUUAUAAAAAAAGAGAAGGGUGGAUUUUCCAAAGGUGAGAAAAAGUGGAGAGAGAGAAAAAAUAUUCUCAAGGGGGAAAAGGGCAACACUCCUUGUGCCGAACCGAGGUUGAGGUUUGCGCCAAGUCCAACCGGAUUUUUACAUGUAGGGGGGUGUAGGACCUUUUUAUAUAAUUACAUUUUGGCUAAACAGUUGAAGGGGUCCCUUAUCCUUCGGCUGGAAGACACAGACGUGGAGAGAAAUGCGCAGGAUUCAUUUCACGAAAUUGUUAAAGAUUUAAGGUGGCUGAACCUAAGCUGGGAUGAAGGUCCAGACGUGGGAGGGGCAUACGGGCCAUACAAGCAGUCCGAAAAAAUUGAGCUCUACAAAGAAAUAGCCCAUAAGUUCGUCAAUGAGGGAAGGGCCUACUUCUGCUUUUGCACGAAGGAUGAGUUAUCCGAAAAGAAAGAGAAGGCCAAGCUGGCAAGGACGAAGUAUACCUAUGACCGAGCAUGCCGGGACUUAAGCGAUGAGAUGGUUAAGCAAAAUAUGUCGAUGAAAAAGCCAUACACUAUACGAUUCAGAUCACCCACGGGCAGAAAAAUUACACUAAAUGAUAUUCUAAAAAAUGAAAUUAUUGAUACGGUGAAUGAGGAUUUUAUUAUUCUUAGAAGUGACUCCUCCCCCACGUAUAACUUCUCAGCUUCCGUGGAUGAUCAUUUGAUGAGGAUAUCUCACGUGAUACGUGGGGUGGAGCAUAUUUCAAACACGUUCAAGCAAAUUUUGGUGCUGGAGGCCCUGGGCGCGCGCAUCCCCCUCUACGCCCACGUCCCCGUCAUAACGACCGUGCAGAAGAAGAAAAUUAGCAAGCGGAAUAAUGAGUACCUGGUGCGGAACUUGAGGGAGGAGGGAUUUAAGCCCGAUUGCGUAAUUAACUACAUGGGGACCCUUGGAUGGGGCAGCGUUUCGAAGAGGGAGUUCUACACCCUGGACGAGCUGAUCGCCAACUUCGACCUGCGCGCGCUAAACAAAUCUGCACUUGUGUUCGACAUAAAGAAGCUCAAAUGGAUGAACAAAAAAUAUUUGUUAGCACAGGAAGUCGAAACGUAUGUGCGAGAAGCAGAGCAAUUUUUAAUUGAGAAAAAAAUCCUAACGAAAGGAUGCACUGAAUUUGUACGUUUAUGCAUUAGGGUGUUUAAAGAUGAUGUGCAUAAUUAUGAAGAGCUAGGGAGGUAUAUUAUGGAGGCAAUUUCAUAUGACCACUCAGCUCAUCCGUUCGACAAAAAUAACGAAAAGCUAAAAAAGGUAGCCAUUUUUUUAUGUCACUGGUGGGAGGGGAAUAGAAGUAGUGUAAACUGCUUUGAAGAUUUCUUUUCAGAAAAUUUCCACACACUGAUAGGACAUGUAGCGAAAGGUACCAAUAUGGGAAGGAAUGAAGUUUUAUUAAAAAUUCGUUUUGUUUUAACUUUCCAAAAUAGAGGUGUUCCAUUUGUACAUUUGUUCCAAUUGUGGGCACUGGCCAAAAAAAGCAAAGUGCCAAAUUAUGUGUCUCUGGAGGACAGGAUUCGGCACCUUAAGGAGGCAUUCACUGGAUGA
Messenger RNA from Plasmodium cynomolgi strain B, 1755 nucleotides. Its product is annotated as glutamyl-tRNA synthetase. Gene Ontology annotation, molecular function: zinc ion binding; glutamate-tRNA ligase activity; ATP binding. NCBI's taxonomy places the organism in Eukaryota, Apicomplexa, Aconoidasida, Haemosporida, Plasmodiidae. Gene Ontology annotation, biological process: glutamyl-tRNA aminoacylation. The record is from RefSeq and is a predicted model, not a curated record. The coding region runs from base 28 to 1755 and encodes 575 amino acids. The transcript has 7 exons.